GGAAGCAGAGGGGCCGCUGCCCCAAGGCUCUGAAGGGCGUGAGUGACCCCGCGGGCGUGAUCAAGAUCAGCGACGACAGCAGCACCGACUCCGACAUGGGACUCGACAGCGACUUCAACUCCUCCCCGGAGUCCGUCUUUGAGACGGACGAUGUCAUCUUCAUCGAGCACACCUACAACGGCUUUGCGGCAGAGCACAGCGGUAAUUUCCACAUGCUGCCUUCCCAGAAAGAGGCGCAUGGCCUGAGAGAACUCGAACGUGUGGAAAAGAUGAAGCAGGACCUCCUAGUAAAAGUAAAAGCACUGGGCAAAGAGCUACCUCUCAAUACCUUGGACGAACUGAUCAAUCACUUUGGGGGCCCGGAGCACGUGGCUGAGAUGACGGGGCGGAAGGGCCGGGUCGUCUGCAGGCCGGACGGCUCCGUCGUGUUCGAGUCCCGUGCGGAGCAAGGCCUCUCCAUAGACCACGUCAACCUGAAGGAGAAGGAGCGUUUCAUGAAAGGGGAGAAGCUCGUAGCAAUAAUCUCCGAGGCCUCCAGCUCAGGUAUCUCUCUCCAAGCAGACAGACGGGUGAAAAACCAGAAGCGGCGGGUCCACAUGACUCUGGAGCUGCCCUGGAGUGCAGACCGGGCCAUACAGCAGUUUGGUCGAACGCACCGAUCCAACCAGGUUUCUGCUCCAGAGUACGUCUUCCUCAUCUCCGAGCUGGCAGGGGAGAGGAGGUUUGCCUCCAUCGUGGCCAAACGCCUGGAGAGCCUGGGUGCCUUGACUCACGGGGACCGCCGGGCCACCGAGUCCCGAGACCUCAGCAAGUACAACUUUGAGAAUAAGUAUGGAGCUAAGGCACUGGACAGAGUUCUCUCCACUAUCCUCAGCUACACGGAGAACAGGGUGCCUGUGCCCAAGAGCUACGACGGAGGGGAGCGUGCCUUCUUCCAGGAAAUGAAGCAAGGCCUCAUCUCCGUGGGCAUCUGCUGCAACCAGAUGAAGUACGGCACCGUCUCAGUGGAGAAGGACUGCUCCAUCACCAAGUUCCUGAACCGCAUCCUGGGUCUGGAGGUGGACAAGCAGAACAUGCUCUUCCAGUAUUUUUCGGACACCUUUGACUAUCUGAUCGAGAAGGACAAGAAGGAGGGCAAAUACGACAUGGGCAUCCUGGAUUUAGCCCCAGGAGUGGAUGAGAUCUAUGAGGAGAGCAAGGAGGUCUUCCUGACCCCCGGGCACCCGCAGGACGGGCAGGUCGUGUUUUAUAAG
Messenger RNA from Eurypyga helias (sunbittern), 1253 nucleotides. Its product is annotated as protein strawberry notch homolog 2-like. Gene Ontology annotation, cellular component: nucleus. Gene Ontology annotation, molecular function: histone binding; chromatin DNA binding. The annotation marks the transcript as partial. Gene Ontology annotation, biological process: regulation of DNA-templated transcription. The record is from RefSeq and is a predicted model, not a curated record. NCBI's taxonomy places the organism in Eukaryota, Metazoa, Chordata, Aves, Eurypygiformes, Eurypygidae. The transcript is spliced from 10 exons.